AUCAUUUUAAUGCGCUCAGCACUCUGCGAGUAACAUAAUUUCAAUAUAAAUCUAAUCUUUAAACUGUGCAUGAAUAGGUAACGAUGAAUUGGUAUAAGAAUAUUACGUUUGAAGUGCCACUUUUCCUCUGUUUCUUUAGCUAUUUGUUGAUCGGUUCGCUACUGACCAACUUGAUCUACUACAGAACGUGCUAUAAUAUACUAGGCCAAGACGAGUACCUCUGCAACGAAUUGGGCAAGGAAACGAACGAAAAGGACGUGAAACGCUUGGAAACUGAAGUCCAAUUAUCCGGCAACAUUAUACUCAUGGUGAUGGAAAUGAUGCAAAGCCUCGUUCCCAUCACAACCAACAUGUUCAUUAGCUCUUGGUCGGACAUUUACGGCAGGAAACCCGUCUUACUGCUCGUUUUAUCAGGGAUGACUCUAAGCAUGGUGUUGUAUGGCAUAUUAAUUUGCGUCAAACAACUUUCGCCGUGGUUGUUCCUAGCUGGUUCGAUUCCUGCGAUGCUUUGCGGGGGUUUACCCACUUACCUGUCGGUUACUUUAGCUUAUAUUAACGAUACAUCCACAGCGGAAUCUCGAGGAAUUAGAAUGGCUGUAUUCGAAGCGGUUAUGACUGUCGGUAUGUUUAUCGGAACACUUUCGAGUUCCUAUUUACUGUACGCGACGAAUUACCAAACGUGCUUUUUUAUCUCAGCAGGAUUGAUAGGAUUGGGUUUGUUGUACACGGUGUUUCUCCUGCCGGAGUCCUUGGUGUUCGAGGAACUCGAGGAAAACACGAAUCAAAGAGUUUGUCAUUACAAAAUCAUCACCGGCAUUUUCGAAACGGCUUUCAAAAAGCGCGAAGGGCGCCAAAGGGCUCUUCUAUUUUUGAUUCUCGCCGUUUUAACCGCGACGAAUUUCGUUACGAACGGCGAGAGAACUGUAAAGUUCCCGUUUCUCAGAGAAAAACUGCACUGGACUUUGGUAAAGAACAACGUUUUCACCAGCAUUUCCAUGGUGCUAAACAUGGCCAGUACGGUGGCUGGAGUGUAUUUCUUCUACAAGUUAUUGGAUAUACAAGCUUCGCUUUUGUGUUUCCUCGGAUUGAUAUCGAAUGCGAUGGGCAGCUUUUUCCUCGGAAUCGCCAUUAACGAUUGUUACAUUUACGGAGCAACUUCCAUUGGUCUGUUCGGAACGAUCGUGACGCCUUUAUUGCGAACGGAAUUGGGCGAUUUUAUACCGGCCCAAGAAAUGGGCAAAAUAUUCGGAUUGAUAUCCGCCAUCGGGGGAAUCACCAGCCUGGCGGCGACUUCUUCGUACACUUUUUUUUACAACGCCACCAUCGAAAUAAACACUUCUCUAUUCAAUUUCAUCUCCAUGGGAUUGUACAUUAUAAGCGCCGGUAUCGUAUUAGUUAUCGUUGUGUUGGAGCGCAACUUACCGGAGAAAGGACGCGGGCACGAAAUAGAAGCUUUGUACUCGCAUUGAAAAUAAAAAGAAAUUACUUUCU
This is a messenger RNA of Phyllotreta striolata, 1491 nucleotides long. The record is from the annotation of a GenBank genome assembly. Lineage: Eukaryota; Metazoa; Arthropoda; Insecta; Coleoptera; Chrysomelidae.